AUGGGAUUGUCAACAGCUUUUUGUGGUACGGGUGAAUUGGUGGUAUCUAAAGUGAGCUGUGGUCGAGAAUUUAUUAAUGGUCACUUGAAGAAGAUUGAACCUGUUGUUCUUGUCGUGGGAAUAGUUGGUGGAACUUUGGUUUACUUGAAAGUCCUUAAUAUUUAUAGACGAAGUGAACAGCCUCUUCUUAAAAGACUUUCAUCCUAUGCUUUUUCAUUGUUACGAAAAUUGCCCAUGGUGAGAGCCAAAAUCGAGAAAGAACUCGCAGGAGCUAAAAAAGAUAUUUUUGAAACCAUACACAAGGACGACUCAGACAAAAUUUUCAUAAGCACCAUUCCUGAUAAUGGUCUAAAGCAGGAGGAUGUUAUUGUCCUUGCAGAAAAAUACGACGCUUAUGGCAAAUUCGCCAUAGCUGAAGGCAGGGUGUCUGGAGCUGUUUAUACCGAUCGAUCCAAGGAACAUCUUCAACUAUUAUCUCAAAUUUAUGGGAAAUAUGCCUAUUCCAAUCCACUCCAUCCCGAUGUGUUCCCAGGUGUUCGCAAAAUGGAAGCUGAAGUUAUUCGAAUGGUGAUGAACUUAUAUAAUGCCCCUAAUGGAAGUUCAGGCAGUCUGACAACUGGAGGCACUGAAUCCAUUGUUAUGGCCUGCUUCGCUUAUAGAAAUAGAGCUCAUGAAUUGGGUAUAAGCAAUCCUGUGAUAGUUUGUUCAGAAACUGCUCAUGCUGCUUUCGAUAAAGCAGCUCAUUUGUGUGGCUUACGAGUUCGACAUAUCUCAGUCGAUUCUAACAAUCGGGUAGACUUAAGAUUGAUGGAAAAAGCUAUAGAUUCUGAUGUGUGCAUGUUGGUAGGAUCGGCUCCAAACUUCCCAAGCGGAACUGUGGACCCUAUCCAGGAGAUAGCGAAGUUGGGAGAAAAGUACGGCAUACCUGUUCAUGUGGAUGCUUGUUUGGGAGGAUUUUUGAUUCCUUUCAUGAAUGAAGCUGGCUAUUUUCUGAAGCCGUUCGAUUUCGUUAAUGCUGGAGUCACUUCUAUCAGUUGUGACACUCAUAAAUACGGAUGUACUCCUAAAGGAUCCUCCAUUAUAAUGUAUCGCACAAAAGAGCUCCAUCAUUACCAGUACUUCUCAGUUCCAGAAUGGACAGGAGGAAUUUAUGCCACCCCCACCAUUUGUGGAAGUAGAGCUGGAUCUAAUUCAGCAGUUGCGUGGGCUACUCUCCUUUCUUUCGGCAGGACUGAAUAUGUCAGGAGAUGCAAAGCCAUUAUCCAACAUACUCGCUUGAUCGCUGAUAAGAUCAAAACAAUUCCUGGACUUAAACUCCAUGGAUCUCCUGAUGUAUCAGUGAUUGCUUUUGCUAGUGACGAGUAUAACAUUUAUGCUGUGGGAGACAAAAUGAACAAACUAGGAUGGAACCUUAACACUCUGCAGAACCCGAACUCUAUUCACCUUUGCUUGACUAUCAACCAGGCUCAUGAAGAUGUUGUCGAGAAGUUCAUUUCUGACCUUCGCUCAUCAGCUGAAGAAGUCUCAGGCAGUUCGGAUAAGGGCAACAAAAGUAGCACUGCUGCUUUAUACGGUAUGGCGGCUCAAAUCCCUGACAAAAGCUUGGUUGACGAGAUGAUUUACCAAUAUCUAGAUGCCUGCUAUUCAGAGCCUUCUGAGCAUUAG
Auanema sp. JU1783 is the source of this 1665-nucleotide messenger RNA. Lineage: Eukaryota; Metazoa; Nematoda; Chromadorea; Rhabditida; Rhabditidae. The record is from the annotation of a GenBank genome assembly.